Molecule: messenger RNA, 12501 nt
Organism: Pectinophora gossypiella (pink bollworm)
Lineage: Eukaryota; Metazoa; Arthropoda; Insecta; Lepidoptera; Gelechiidae
Product: mucin-17-like
Exons: 4
Coding region: 147-11363 (3738 amino acids)
Source: RefSeq, a predicted model, not a curated record
AUCAGAUAGUAGUCGCGUUAAAUAAUAAUCGAAAUCUAUUUAUUGACAACGACUGACGAUUGACGUGUACUGGUGAUUGCAACUACUGUGUUGUGGAAAAUGAUACUUAAUAUAAAUAAUAACAAAAUCACCAAAAAAAGUUAAUUAUGAUAUUUUUUAAUCAUUUUAGGAGUUUAUAUGUGUUUGUUCUUAUAGUCUUUUUUAAUGGAAAAUCGGACGCAUUAAGAUGCUACGUGUGUCAUAACUGUAAGGAGCCUACGCAAGCACAAGUUCAAAAAUGCCCAGUUAGGCCACCAACUCCACGCCCCACAGCAGAUCCAAGUACAGAGCCCGCAACAGAAACAACAAUACAGCCUACUCAAACAGAUGCAGGACCCACAGAUGAAACUUCUAAGACCACAAAUGGAGAUACAACUAUCACAACUGAGGACACGACUAUCACAACUAACGAUGCAACCAUUACGACUGAGGAUACAACCAUCGCAACUAAAGUCACAACUAUUAAAACUGAAGAGUCAACCAUCACGACUGAGGAUACAACUCCCACAACUGAAGACACAACUAUCACGACUGAGGACACUACUAUCACAACUGAAGACACAACCAUCACGACUGAGGAUACAACUCCCACAACUGAAGACACAACUAUCACAACUGAAGACGCAACGCCCACGACUGAAGACACAACUAUCACAACUGAGGACACUAAUAUCACAACUGGAGACACAACCAUCACGACUGAGGAUACAACUCCCAUAACUGAAGACACAACAAUCACGACUGAGGAAACAACUUUAACAACUGAAGAGAUAACUAUCACAACCAAAGAGACAACCAUCACAACUGAGGACACAACUAUCACAACUGAAGAUACAAAUAUCACUACUGAGGACACUACUAUCACAACUGAAGAGUCAACCCAGGAUACAACUCCCACAACUGAAGAUACAACUAUCACAACUGAGGACACUGCUAUAACAACUGAAGACACAACCAUCACGACUGAGUAUACAACUCCCACAACUGAAGACACAACUAUCACAACUGAGGCCACAAUUAUCACAACUGAAGAUACAACGCCCACGACUAAAGAAACAACCAUCACAACUGAAGACACAACUAUUACAACUGAACAUACAACGCCCACGACUGAAGAGACAACCAUCACAACUGACGACACAACUAUCACAACUGAGGACACUACUAUCACAACUGAAGACACAACCAUCACGACUGAGAAUACAACUCCCACAACUGAAGACACAACUAUCACAACUGAAGAUACAACGCCCAUGACUGAAGAGACAACUAUCACAACCGAAGAGACAACCAUCACAAUUGAAGAUACAACCAUCACAACUGAAGAGUCAACCAUCACAACUGAGGACACAACCAUCACAACUGACGACACAACUAUCACAACUGAAGACACAACUAUCACAACUGAGGACACUACUAUCACAACCGAAGGGACAACCAUCACAAAUGAUGAUACAACCAUCACAACUGAGGACACUACUAUCACAACCGAAGAGACAACCAUCACAACUGAGGAUACAACCAUCACAACUGAAGAGUCAAUCAUCACAACUGAAGAGUCAACCAUCACAACUGAGGACACAACCAUCACAACUGACGACACAACUAUCACAACUGAAGACACAACUAUCACAACUGAGGACACUACUAUCACAACCGAAGGGACAACCAUCACAAAUGAGGAUACAACCAUCACAACUGAGGACACUACUAUCACAACCGAAGAGACAACCAUCACAACUGAGGAUACAGCCAUCACAACUGAAGAGUCAAUCAUCACAACUGAGGACACAACCAUCACAACUGACGACACAACUAUCACAACUGAGGACACAACUAUCACAACUGAGGACACUACUAUCACAACUGAAGACACAACCAUCACGACUGAGAAUACAACUCCCACAACUGAAGACACAACUAUCACAACUGAAGAUACAACGCCCACGACUGAAGAGACAACUAUCACAACCGAAGAGACAACCAUCACAAUUGAAGAUACAACCAUCACAACUGAAGAGUCAACCAUCACAACUGAGGACACAACCAUCACAACUGACGACACAACUAUCACAACUGAAGACACAACUAUCACAACUGAGGACACUACUAUCACAACCGAAGGGACAACCAUCACAAAUGAGGAUACAACUAUCACAACUGAAGAUACAACGCCCACGACUGAAGAGACAACUAUCACAACCGAAGAGACAACCAUCACAAUUGAAGAUACAACCAUCACAACUGAAGAGUCAACCAUCACAACUGAGGACACAACCAUCACAACUGACGACACAACUAUCACAACUGAAGACACAACUAUCACAACUGAGGACACUACUAUCACAACCGAAGGGACAACCAUCACAAAUGAGGAUACAACCAUCACAACUGAGGACACUACUAUCACAACCGAAGAGACAACCAUCACAACUGAGGAUACAACCAUCACAACUGAAGAGUCAAUCAUCACAACUGAGGACACAACCAUCACAACUGACGACACAACUAUCACAACUGAGGACACAACUAUCACAACUGAGGACACUACUAUCACAACUGAAGAGUCAACCAUCACGACUGAGGACACUACUAUCACAACCGAGGAAACAACUUUAACAACGGAAGAGACAACUAUCACAACCCAAGAGAUAACUAUCACAACUGAGGAUACAACCAUCACAACUGAAGAUACAACGCCCACGACUGAAGAGACAACUAUCACAACCGAAGAGACAACCAUCACAAUUGAAGAUACAACCAUCACAACUGAAGAGUCAACCAUCACAACUGAGGACACAACCAUCACAACUGACGACACAACUAUCACAACUGAAGACACAACUAUCACAACUGAGGACACUACUAUCACAACCGAAGGGACAACCAUCACAAAUGAUGAUACAACCAUCACAACUGAGGACACUACUAUCACAACCGAAGAGACAACCAUCACAACUGAGGAUACAACCAUCACAACUGAAGAGUCAAUCAUCACAACUGAAGAGUCAACCAUCACAACUGAGGACACAACCAUCACAACUGACGACACAACUAUCACAACUGAAGACACAACUAUCACAACUGAAGACACAACUAUCACAACUGAGGACACUACUAUCACAACCGAAGGGACAACCAUCACAAAUGAGGAUACAACCAUCACAACUGAGGACACUACUAUCACAACCGAAGAGUCAAUCAUCACAACUGAGGACACAACCAUCACAACUGACGACACAACUAUCACAACUGAGGACAGUACUAUCACAACUGAAGACACAACCAUCACGACUGAGGAUACAACUCCCACAACUGAAGACACAACUAUCACAACUGAGGACACUACUAUCACAACUGAAGACACAACCAUCACGACUGAGGAUACAACUUCCACAACUGAAGACACAACUAUCACAACUGAGGACACUACUAUGACAACCGAAGAGACAACCAUCACAACUGAGGAUACAACCAUCACAACUGAAGAGUCAAUCAUCACAACUGAGGACACAACCAUCACAACUGAUGACACAACUAUCACAACUGAGGACACUACUAUCACAACUGAAGACACAACCAUCACGACUGAGGACACUACUAUCACAACCGAAGAGACAACCAUCACAACUGAGGAUACAACCAUCACAACUGAAGAGUCAAUCAUCACAACUGAGGACACAACCAUCACAACUGACGACACAACUAUCACAACUGAGGACACUACUAUAACAACUGAAGACGCAACCAUCACGACUGAGGAUACAACUCCCACAACUGAAGACACAACUAUCACAACUGAGGACACUACUAUGACAACUGAAGAGUCAACCAUCACGACUGAGGAUACAAUUCCCACAACUGAAGACACAACUAUCACAACUGAGGACACUACUAUCACAACCGAUGAGACAACCAUCACAACUGAGGAUACAACCAUCACAACUGAAGAGUCAAUCAUCACAACUGAGGACACAACCAUCACAACUGACGACACAACUAUCACAACUGAGGACAGUACUAUCACAACUGAAGACACAACCAUCACGACUGAGGAUACAACUCCCACAACUGAAGACACAACUAUCACAACUGAGGACACUACUAUGACAACCGAAGAGACAACCAUCACAACUGAGGAUACAACCAUCACGACUGAGGAUACAAUUCCCACAACUGAAGACACAACUAUCACAACUGAAGAUACUACUAUCACAACUGAAGAGUCAACCAUCACGACUGAGGAUACAACUCCCUCAACUGAAGACACAACUAUCACAAUUGAGGACACUACUUUCACAACUGACGACACAACUAUCACAACUGAGGACACUACUAUCACAACUGAAGACACAACCAUCACGACUGAGGAUACAACUCCCACAACUGAAGACACAACUAUCACAACUGAGGACACUACUAUCACAACUGAAGAGUCAACCAUCACGACUGAGGAUACAACUCCCUCAACUGAAGACACAACUAUCACAACUGAGGACACUACUUUCACAACUGAAGAUACAACGCCCACGACUGAAGACACAACCAUCACAACUGAAGACACAACCAUCACAACUGAAGAAUCAACCAUUACGACUGAGGACACUACUAUCACAACUGAAGAGUCAACCAUCACGACUGAGGAUACAACUCCCUCAACUGAAGACACAACUAUCACGACUGAGGAAACAACUUUAACAACUGAAGAGAUAACUAUCACAACCGAAGAGACAACCAUCACAACUGAGGACACAACUAUCACAACUGAAGAGUCAAUCAUCAUAACUGAGGACACAACCAUCAAAACUGACGACACAACUAUCACAACUGAGGACACUACUAUCACAACUGAAGACACAACCAUCACGACUGAGGAUACAACUCCCACAACUGAAGACACAACUAUCACAACUGAGGACACUACUAUGACAACUGAAGAGUCAACCAUCACGACUGAGGAUACAAUUCCCACAACUGAAGACACAACUAUCACAACUGAGGAUACUACUAUCAAAACCGAUGAGACAACCAUCACAACUGAGGACACAACUAUCACAACUGAAGAUACAACUAUCACAAUUGAGGACACUACUAUCACAACUGAAGAGUCAACCAUCACGACUGAGGAUACAACUCCCACAACUGAAGACACAACUAUCACAACUGAGGACACUACUAUCACAACUGAAGACACAACCAUCACGACUGAGGAUACAACUCCCACAACUGAAGACACAACUAUCACAACUGAGGACACUACUAUCACAACCGAAGAGACAACUAUCACAACUGAGGAUACAACCAUCACAACUGAAGAGUCAAUCAUCACAUCUGAGGACACAACCAUCACAACUGACGACACAACUAUCACAACUGAGGACACUACUAUCACAACUGAAGACACAACCAUCACGACUGAGGAUACAACUCCCACAACUGAAGACACAACUAUCACAACUGAGGACACUACUAUGACAACUGAAGAGUCAACCAUCACGACUGAGGAUACAAUUCCCACAACUGAAGACACAACUAUCACAACUGAGGAUACUACUAUCAAAACCGAUGAGACAACCAUCACAACUGAGGAUACAACCAUCACAACUGAGGAUACAACCAUCACAACUGAAGAGUCAAUCAUCACAACUGAGGACACAACCAUCACAACUGACGACACAACUAUCACAACUGAGGACACUACUAUCACAACUGAAGACACAACCAUCACGACUGAGGAUACAACUCCCACAACUGAAAACACAACUAUCACAACUGAGGACACUACUAUCACAACUGAAGAGUCAACCAUCACGACUGAGGAUACAACUCCCUCAACUGAAGACACAACUAUCACAACUGAGGACACUACUUUCACAACUGAAGAUAUAACGUCCACGAUUGAAGACACAACCAUCACAACUGAAGACACAACUAUUUCAACUGAAGACACAACCAUCACAACUGAAGAAUCAACCAUCACGACUGAGGACACUACUCCCUCAACUGAAGACACAACUAUCACAACUGAGGACACUACUUUCACAACUGAAGAUACAACGCCCACGACUGAAGACACAACCAUCACAACUGAAGACACAACUAUUACAACUGAAGACACAACCAUCACAACUGAGGAUACAACCAUCACAACUGAAGAGUCAAUCAUCACAACUGAGGACACAACCAUCACAACUGACGACACAACUAUCACAACUGAGGACACUACUAUCACAACUGUCGACUUAACGAUCACGACUGAGGAUACAACUCCCACAACUGAAGACACAACUAUCACAACUGAGGACACUACUAUCACAACUGAAGAGUCAACCAUCACGACUGAUGACAUUACUAUCACAACUGAAAAGUCAACCAUCACGACUGAGGAUACAACUAUCACAACUGAAGAUAAAACUAUCACAACUGAGGACACUACUAUCACAACUGAAGACACAACCAUCACAACUGAGGACACUACUAUCACAACUGAAGAGUCAACCAUCACGACUGAGGAUACAACUCCCACAAUUGAAGACACAACUAUCACAACUGAGGACUCUACUAUCACAACUGAAGAUACAACGCCCACAACUGAAGACACAACUAUCACAACUGAGGACACUACUAUGACAACUGAAGAGUCAACCAUCACGACUGAGGAUACAAUUCCCACAACUGAAGACACAACUAUCACAACUGAGGAUACUACUAUCAAAACCGAUGAGACAACCAUCACAACUGAGGACACAACUCCCACAACUGAAGACACAACUAUCACAACUGAGGACACUACUAUCACAACCGAAGAGACAACUAUCACAACUGAGGAUACAACCAUCACAACUGAAGAGUCAAUCAUCACAUCUGAGGACACAACCAUCACAACUGACGACACAACUAUCACAACUGAGGACACUACUAUCACAACUGAAGACACAACCAUCACGACUGAGGAUACAACUCCCACAACUGAAGACACAACUAUCACAACUGAGGACACUACUAUCACAACUGAAGACACAACCAUCACGACUGAGGAUACAACUCCCACAACUGAAGACACAACUAUCACAACUGAGGACACUACUAUCACAACCGAAGAGACAACUAUCACAACUGAGGAUACAACCAUCACAACUGAAGAGUCAAUCAUCACAUCUGAGGACACAACCAUCACAACUGACGACACAACUAUCACAACUGAGGACACUACUAUCACAACUGAAGACACAACCAUCACGGCUGAGGAUACAACUCCCACAACUGAAGACACAACUAUCACAACUGAGGACACUACUAUGACAACUGAAGAGUCAACCAUCACGACUGAGGAUACAAUUCCCACAACUGAAGACACAACUAUCACAACUGAGGAUACUACUAUCAAAACCGAUGAGACAACCAUCACAACUGAGGAUACAACCAUCACAACUGAAGAGUCAAUCAUCACAACUGAGGACACAACCAUUACAACUGACGACACAACUAUCACAACUGAGGACACUACUAUCACAACUGAAGACACAACCAUCACGACUGAGGAUACAACUCCCACAACUGAAGACACAACUAUCACAACUGAGGACACUACUAUCACAACUGAAGAGUCAACCAUCACGACUGAGGAUACAACUCCCUUAACUGAAGACACAACUAUCACAACUGAGGACACUACUUUCACAACUGAAGAUAUAACGUCCACGACUGAAGACACAACCAUCACAACUGAAGACACAACUAUUUCAACUGAAGACACAACCAUCACAACUGAAGAAUCAACCAUCACGACUGAGGACACUACCCCCUUAACUGAAGACACAACUAUCACAACUGAGGACACUACUUUCACAACUGAAGAUACAACGCCCACGACUGAAGACACAACCAUCACAACUGAAGACACAACUAUUACAACUGAAGACACAACCAUCACAACUGAGGAUACAACCAUCACAACUGAAGAGUCAAUCAUCACAACUGAGGACACUACCAUCACAACUGACGACACAACUAUCACAACUGAGGACACUACUAUCACAACUGAAGAGUCAACCAUCACGACUGAUGACAUUACUAUCACAACUGAAAAGUCAACCAUCACGACUGAGGAUACAAGUAUCACAACUGAAGAUACAACUAUCACAACUGAGGACACUACUAUCACAACUGAAGACACAACCAUCACAACUGAGGACACUACUAUCACAACUGAAGAGUCAACCAUCACGACUGAGGAUACAACUCCCACAAUUGAAGACACAACUAUCACAACUGAGGACUGUACUAUCACAACUGAAGAUACAACGCCCACGACUGAAGACACAACCAUCACAACUGAGGACACUACUAUCACAACUGAAGAGUCAACCAUCACGACUGAGGAUACAACUCCCACAACUGAAGACACAACUAUCACAACUGAGGACUCUACUAUCACAACUGAAGAUACAACGCCCACGACUGAAGACACAACCAUCACAACUGAGGACAAUACUAUCACAACUGAAGAGUCAACCAGCACGACUGAGGAUACAUCUCCCACAACUGAGGACACUACUAUCACAACUGAAGACACAACCAUUACAACCGAGGAUACAACUUUAACAACUGAAGAGACAACUAUCACAACCGAAGAGACAACCAUCACAACUGAGGAUACAACCAUCACAACUGAUGAGUCAACCAUCACAACUGAGGACACAACCAUCACAACUAACGACACAAUUAUCACAACGGAGGACACUACUAUCACAACUGAAGACACAACCAUCACAACUGAGGACACUAAUAUCACAACUGAAGAUACAACGCCCACGUCUGAAAACACAACCAUCACAACUGAGGACACAACUAUCACAACUAACGACACAACUAUCACAACGGAGGACACUACUAUCACAACUGAAGACACAACCAUCACGACUGAGAAUACAACUCCCUCAACUGAAGACACAACUAUCACAACUGAGGACACUACUGUUACAACUGAAGAGUCAACCAUCACGACUGAGAAUACAACUCCUUCAACUGAAGACACAACUAUCACAACUGAGGACACUACUGUCACAACUGAAGAGUCAACCAUCACGACUGAGGAUACAACUUUAACAACUGAAGAGACAACUAUCACAAUCGAUGAGACAACCAUCACGACUGAGGACACAACUAUCCCAACUGAAGAUACAACUAUCACAACUGAGGACACUACUAUCACAAUUGAAGACACAACUAUCACAAUUGAGGACACUACUAUCACAACUGAGAAAACAACAAUCACAACUGAAGAUACAACUAUCACAACUGAGGACACAACUAUCACAACCGAAGAGACAACCAUCACGACUGAGGACACAACUAUCACAACUGAAGAUACAACUAUCACAACCGAAGAGACAACCAUCACAACAGAGGAUACAACCAUCACAACUGAAGAGUCAACCAUCACAACUGAAGACACAACCAUCACGACUGAGGAUACAACUCCCACAACUGAAGACACAACUAUCACAACUGAGGACACUACUAUCACUACUGAAGAGUCAACCAUCACAACUGAGGACACUACUAUCACAACUGAAGACACAACCAUCACGACUGAGAAUACAACUCCCACAACUGAAGACACAACUAUCACAACUGAAGAGACAACCAUCACGACUGAGAACACAACUAUCACAACUGAAGAUACAACUAUCACAACUGAGGACACUUCUACCACAACUGAAGACACAACCAUCACGACUGAGGAUACAACGCCCACGACUGAAGACACAACCAUCACAACCGAGGACAAUACUAUCACAACUGAAGAGUCAACCAUCACGACUGAGGAUACAACUCCCACAACUGAAGAGUCAACCAUCACGACUGAGGAUACAUUUCCCACAACUGAAGACACAACUAUCACAACUGAGGACACUACUAUCACAACUGAAGAUACAACGCCCACGACUGAAGACACAACCAUCACAACUAAAGACACAACUAUUAGAACUGAAGACACAGCCAUCACAACUGAAGAAUCAACCAUCACGACUGAGGACAUUACUAUCACAACUGAAGAGUCAACCAUCACGACUGAGGAUACAACUCCCACAACUGAAGACACAACUAUCACAACCGAAGAGACAACCAUCACAACUGAAGAUACAACUAUCACAACUGAAGAUACAACUAUCACAACAGAGGACACAACCAUGACGACUGUGGAUAUAACUCCCACAACUGAAGACACAACUAUCACAACUGAGGACACUACUAUCACAACUGAAGAGUCAAACAUCACGACUGAGGAUACAACUCCCACAACUGAAGACACGACUAUCACAACUGAGGACACUACUAUCACAACUGAAGAGUCAACCAUCACGACUGAGGACACUACUAUCACAACCGAGGAAACAACUUUAACAACGGAAGAGACAACUAUCACAACCCAAGAGAUAACUAUCACAACUGAGGAUACAACCAUCACAACUGAAGACAUAAUUAUAACAAAAGAAGACACAACCAUAAGAACUGAAGAGUCAACCAUCACGACUGAGGAUACAACUGUCACAACUAAAGAUACAACCAUAACAACUGAAGAGUCAACCAUCACGACUGAGGACACAACUAUCACAACUGAAGAUACAACCAUAACAACUGUAGAGUCAACCAUCACGACUGAGGACACAACUAUCACAACUGAAGAGUCAACCAUCACGACUGAGGACACAAUUAUAACAUCUGAUGAUACAACCAUCACGACUGAGGACACAACUCUUACAACUGAAGACACAACCAUCACAACUGAGGAUACAACCAUCACAACUGAGGAUACAACCAUCACGACUGAAGAUACAACAAUCGUAAAAGCCGCUAACGCAAUGGAAAUUGUCCAAAAUGCAUCAGAUAAGGUCGUCGUGGAUACACUGUAUCAAAAGAUGAAAAUUGUGGACGAAGUCUACUUUAAAGGAAUGAAUCCACCUCAAAGAGUCUUCUUGAGGACCCUUAAGCAAAUGAGAAGAACUGACGAUGAUGGCGAUUAUGAUGAUGAUGGUAAUGAUUAUAACGAUGAAGACGGAGAAGAUGAUGAGGAAUCCGAUGCUCGGUGUAUGGUGACCACAUAUCAAGAACAUGGUGAAAUUAUUUUUGUGCGUGGCUGCGCAUAUGUCUCGGAAGAUUUAGAGACAACAUGUCGAGACGCCGCCGCAAUGGGUGGAAACUUCACAGGUGAUUUGCGAAGCUGCCGUCUCUGUGUUGGAGAUCUUUGUAAUUCUACAUCAAAAUCAUCUGUAGGAAUCUUUAUACUUAUUCUCGGAGUCUUUAUCACUUUUUACUAGGGAAUACCAGGCGAUUUAAGUAAAUUAGUGGUUUGUAAAAGUACUUAAAAUUACACUGCCUGACAGAAUUGUUUUGAUUAUCUUGUGACCCUGGAACUCUAACUACAGACCUAACAGAUGAACUGAAUUCUUUGAUAAUAAUGCUGGAUCAUACGUAUUACUCGGAAACCUGGCUUAAUUAUUUAUCUGGGUCCAUUAUUUAUCUAGCAUCCUGGUUCGUAGUAGGUGCCUGAUAACUGAUGUCCUUAAUUUACUAUCGAUUUAUUUUAAACGUUAAUAAUGUAGCGCGUAGAAGAGAUAUUUAUAAUGUAUUUGUAAAUGGUGUACUUACUUUAUUCUUAUUAUAAUUUUAUAUAACAUUUAUUAUCAUUUAAGAUUUCACUCUUCUUAUCGAAGAAGAAGAAGAAGAUUUUACUGAUUUCAUCAUAGGAUUAUAACAGCAGAGUCACUUUAAUUAAUUAUAGUCAUAAUCUGUGAUAAUUAUGACCAUGUCAUAUAAGUAUAAUAGGUAAGUCAGUUAAAUGUUUAUAAAUAAUAAUGUUUUCAAUGUUUUUAAUGUUUUGUGUUUGUGUUUUUUUGUUUGUUGUUGUUGUUUGAGGAGCUCGGUGGCGCAGCGGUUAACGCGCUCGGUCUGCGAUUGUUGGAGUUAAGCAACUUUCGCAAAGGCCGGUCAUAGGAUGGGUGACCACAAAAUAAAAAAAAAGUUUUCAUCGCGAGCUCCUCCGUGCUUCGGAAGGCACGUUAAGCCGUUGGUCCCGGCUGCAUUAGUAGUCGUUAAUAACCAUCAAUCCGCACUGGGCUCGCGUGAUGGUUUAAGGCCCGAUCUCCCUAUCCAUCCAUAGGGAAGGCCCGUGCCCCAGCAGUGGGGACGUUAAUGGGCUGGUGAUGAUGAUGAUGAAUGUUUUCAAAUAAUUAUGUUUAUUGCAUGUUUUGUCUUGUAUGUAUAAUGCCUAUAUUGGUUUUAGGCUACUGUCAUUAGUGUUGCUCGAUAAUCGACUGUACUGAAUGUUAAUAAUCGAAUAUUUAUAAGCCCCAAAAUAAUCUCCUCCCUAAUAAUUUACUCCCAACACAAGCAUAAUAUAUCAAAUUGCUUACUGGGAGGUCCACAAUUUCGAUAUUGUAAAAUACUGGAGAAAAA